Messenger RNA from Fusarium oxysporum Fo47, 795 nucleotides. RefSeq lists its product as uncharacterized. The record is from RefSeq and is a predicted model, not a curated record. The coding region runs from base 1 to 795 and encodes 264 amino acids. The transcript has 3 exons. NCBI's taxonomy places the organism in Eukaryota, Fungi, Ascomycota, Sordariomycetes, Hypocreales, Nectriaceae.
AUGGUCAUCGGUGUCGCCAAAGUGAGGGAGCAUGAGCACCUCAUGAUGCGGUUGAACAGUGUUCCCUUGGAGCAGCGGGCUGACCAUCCACGCCUAGAAGAGGCUGUGAGACUCCUUCUGUGCCAUCACCACAAGCACACUGAUUUCGAUAAGGAGCUAGAGGAUGAUUCGCAGAAGUUUCAAGAUGCAGCGGAGGCGGCGAAGGAAGCAGAGGCGGCCCGAGUCAAGCGGGAGAAACCCACUCCCCAGAAGCGGCCCGACAUUCUUCGAAAGACAACCGUCCAGUUCAUCACUCCAUUUCCGCUUCCUGUGACUCGUCGAGGAGCCGAGUUGGCCGAAGGAUCUGCCGCGAACUCGGGGAGUUCUGGGCGCCGGCUUCAAGCCAGAGACAUCCCUUCUGAGUCUGAGUCUGACUCGGACUUGGAGAGCGAUGGUAGUGAAGAUGAUGAUGUUCAUCCCCUGAAGGCUUGGAAACGUUACGACUCCAAGUGGAAGGCAAUAGAGAAAUCUGGGUUGGAAGAAGGGCUUCCUGUGGUAGACCAAGUACCGUGGCCCGUGGCUUCAGGCAAGCACCAAGAUGUCAACAAUCAAGCGGUCGCUACGUUCUUCAAUAAUGUUGCAGAUGAGCAUGACAAGACCGGUUGUAGGGCGAUAUCCUCGCAUGAACGCAUGCGCUGGUACUCUAGAAAUGUCAAGGACACCUUUGGCCGAGACGUCUAUGAAGGAAUCUUGAAGAAGGAGUUGAAAAUGAUUUCUUCAGCUGCAAAGGAGUUCAGGAAGCUAUACUCGCAGUAG